AUGAUAUCCAAACAUACAGAAUUUUAUGAUGCCCACCUUGAAUUUUCAGUGUUAAAAACAGAUAAAAUUUCCAAUGUAAAUAAUUGCUCCAGUUCUGUGACUCAAUUCAUCUUCUUGGGCUUCCCUUGUACCUGGGAGAUUCAGAUUCUCCUCUUUUCAAUCUUCUCUGGGACCUAUGCCCUGACUCUCACUGGAAACCUGUGCAUUAUCUGUGCUGUGGGAUGGGACCACCAUCUCCACACCCCCAUGUACAUCCUGCUGGCCAAUUUUUCCUUCCUGGAGAUCUGGUAUGUCACCUCCACUGUCCCCAACAUGCUAGCCAACUUUCUCUCUGAGACCAACACCAUCUCCUUCUCUGGAUGCUUCCUCCAGUUCUAUUUCUUCUUCUCCAUGGGCUGCACUGAGACAUUCUUCUUGUCCACCAUGGCCUUUGACAGGUACCUAGCAAUCUGCAGGCCCCUGCACUACCUCAGCAUCAUGACAGCUCAAUGCUGCAUCAGAAUGGCAGCCUGCUGCUGGGUGUGUGGCUUCCUGUACUUCCUCUUGCCUGUUUACCUAAUUUCUCAGCUCCCAUUUUGUCAUCCCAAUAAAAUUGACCACUUUCUUUGUGACCCAGGACCGCUUCUGAAGUUGUCCUGUGUGCCAGCUCCAGCCACUGAGGUCAUCUGUUCCAUCUUUAACUCAAUCCUCAUUUUCUCGACAUUGCUUUUCAUCACCAGCUCCUACACACUGGUGAUCAGAGCUGUAGUGAGGAUCCCCUCAGCAGAAGGCCAGCGAAAGGCCUUCUCCACUUGUGGCUCCCAUCUGGCUGUUGUAUCCCUGUUCUAUGGCUCCAUCAUGGUUGUAUAUGUGAGUCCAACAUCAGGCAAUCCAGAAGGGAUCCAGAAAAUCAUGACAUUGUUCUAUUCCGUGUUAACCCCACUUUUCAAUCCCUUGAUCUAUAGUCUCCGGAAUAAGGAAAUGAAAGAAGCCCUGAAAAAAUUAUUCAGGACUGUAAGAUUUAUUCAGUGGCAUAUAAGAAAUCUGUGA
Messenger RNA from Choloepus didactylus (southern two-toed sloth), 1029 nucleotides. RefSeq names its product olfactory receptor 11H6-like. Bases 1 to 1029 code for a protein of 342 amino acids. Lineage: Eukaryota; Metazoa; Chordata; Mammalia; Pilosa; Megalonychidae. Gene Ontology annotation, biological process: G protein-coupled receptor signaling pathway. The transcript is spliced from 2 exons. The record is from RefSeq and is a predicted model, not a curated record. Gene Ontology annotation, molecular function: G protein-coupled receptor activity; olfactory receptor activity. Gene Ontology annotation, cellular component: membrane.